UCAUUUCUGAAAUGAAUGACCGCAGAAAACAAUCAGAGCUGACCCAAAAAAUUGUAAAUAGUUAUAGAUGCGUGAAAUCAAAAUACUCAUUAUUGAUUUGUGCCUGUAAAAGAAUUAACUGUGUAAUUGGAUACAGUAGUGAGUGUAUAGACUACAGUCCUCAAGCAUCAAAAAAUGUGAAGAAAAAAUAAAUAAAACAAUCAAUCAUUUUAGGCUUGUUGUUAUUCCAUAAAAUGAGAGAGACAGACAGAGAGAGAAUAGAGAGAGACCACUCUGUGGUUGAGCAUAGUAGUUUGCAUGGAGUGUGUGCUGGGAGGAGAGAACUUGUCUCAUUGGUCGGCCGCGCAGAACGUCGAAGUUAACUGCUGAAGUGAACACAAGGCACUGCUGCAGCGAGUGGGAGAGAGGGAGGAGGUUUGAGGAAGAAGAGAAGUAGGAGGUCAGAGGAAGAAGAGAGAAGUUGGGAAAGUUUGAGUGGAAGCAGUCGUUACUGGCUGACUGAGAGAAAGCCGUAGAGAGGGAGCUUGUCAGCGAGGUUGAUAACUAUACCGUUGAACAGACACAAGUCUGCCAGUCCGUGGCUCACCCGUGGCUAUUGGAGUUUAAUGAAACGUUUCAGACGCGUACUCGCCUCGUCUCCCUAAGCUUUUUGGGAUUAGAUGCAUUUGUCUUCACGAUGCGGAACGAUCCCUUUCUGUUCGCUUCCCGGGCGAUGGAGGAGCUGGUGUCAGAGCUGCGUGUCUUCCUGGACCUGUUGGACAGGGAGUACCUGAGCGCCGGCGUCCGGGAAAAGAAAACCCACAUUUCCAACAUCCUCAACCGCAUCCUCAACGCUCAAGAGCCCUCUUAUAAGGCAGAGAUCCACAGUUCUCUUCCGGCCCCUCCUCAGAUGCCCCUCCCGGAGAUCCCGCAUCCCUGGCUGCCUCCAGAUAAUGGGCCGCCCCCCCUGCCCAGCUCCUCCCUGCCCGAGGGCUACUAUGAGGAGGCCGUGCCACUGAGUCCUGGGAAAGCCCCAGAGUACAUCACCUCCAACUAUGACUCGGACGCGAUGAGCAGCUCGUACGAGUCGUACGACGAGGAGGAGGAGGACGGGAAGGGCCAGAAGAUGCGUCACCAGUGGCCCUCUGAGGAGGCCUCCAUGGACCUGGUGAAGGACGCGCGCAUCUGUGCCUUCCUGCUGCGCAAGAAGCGCUUCGGCCAGUGGACCAAGCUGCUGUGCGUCAUCAAGGACAACAAGCUGCUGUGCUAUAAGUCAUCCAAAGACCAGACGCCCCAGAUGGAGCUCCUGCUGGCCGGCUGCAGCAUAACCCACAUCCCCAAAGACGGCAAGAAGAAGAAGCACGAGCUCAAGAUCGUCCACCAGGGGGCCGACGCCCUCGUCCUGGCCGUCCAGAGCAAGGAGCAGGCCGAGGAGUGGCUCAAGGUGAUGAGAGAGGUGUGUGCCAACGGGAACGGACACAUCGAGUCAGACGGCGUGGGCUCGGGGUCACCAGUGCACAAGGCUGAACUAGAGAAGAAGCUGUCCUGUGAUCGACCCAGUUCAGAUGGAGAGCCCAACCACGAGAACGGAGUAACAGUAACAGAUACUAAGGACCAUGCCAAAGGGAAGAAGAACUCUAAGUCGGAGCAAAAAGGCAGUGUGAGUAAAGUCGCCGGAAAGAAGAUCACAAAGAUCAUCGGCCUGGGCAAGAAGAAGCCAUCCACUGAUGAACAGACCUCCUCCGCUGAAGAAGAUGUUCCAACGUGUGGCUACCUGAACGUGCUGUCCAAUAACCGCUGGCGGGAGCGCUGGUGCCAGCUGAGGGACAACCAGCUGCUGCUGCACAAGGACCGCACGGACCUGAAGAGCCACAUCGCCGCGCUGCCCCUGCGUGGCUGCGAGGUCAUCCCCGGCCUCGACUCCAAACACCCCUUCGCCUUCAGGCUGCUGCGCAACGGCCAGGAGGUGGCCGUGCUGGAGGCCUCCUCUUCAGAGAGUAUGGGCCGCUGGUUAGGGGUCUUGCUUGCAGAGACGGGCUCCACCACAGACCCCGCCGCCCUGCACUAUGACUACAUUGACGUGGAGACCACUGCUAACGUCAUCCAGCUGGCCAAGCAGUCCUUCUGUUUCACCAGUAAGCGUGCCGUGUCGCCCAAUCCCUAUCUGGACAACCCGGUGAAUGGCUACGCUUGCCCCUCCGGAGUCGCUCUGCACUACGAUGAUGUGCCCUGUAUCAACGGAAUGCUGAAGGGGAAGAAGGGCCUGGUCACCAACGGGACGGCCUCCAAGCAGAAGGCGGAGAAGAACCCGGCCAAGAAGGGCAGCGCCACCAAUGGAACCGCACAAGUCAAACGUGUCAACUCCAGCGUGGACCAGUACAAGUACGGGAAGAACCGCGUGGAGGCCGACGCCAAGAAGCUGCAGACCAAGGAAGACGACCUGAUGAGGAGGAAGCAGGAGAUCCGCAGCCGCCUCACUGUGCUCAAGAAGGACCGCGUGGACCUGCGCACAGCCAUCGAGACCAACACAGGCAAGCGCGCUCAGGCUAACCUGACGGAGCGUCUGAAGAAGGUGGAGGACGAGUGUCGGCUGAAGGAGAAGGAGCGCGUGGAGCUGGAGCUGGAGCUGACGGAGGUGAAGGAGAGCCUGAAGAAGGCCCUGAGCGGAGGAGUGACCCUCGGCCUCACCAUCGAGCCCAAGGGCACCUCAUCCUCCAGCCCGCAGUCCCCAGUGUUCAUGCGGCGUACGACAGAGAACUCGCCCAUCUCCAGCUGUGACACCAGUGACACAGAGACCUGCUCUCUGCCUGUCAACAGCGCCUCCCUGCUGCGCAGACACGCCACGCAGAAAACCCCACCUGUACGCGGCCACGUGCUCAGGAAGGCCAAGGAAUGGGAGAUGAAGACCGGCACAUAAACCCUUCAUUCUCUUCAUUUUGCUUUUCCUCUUUUCAUUGUAUAUAUUUAUUUAUAAUUGGCUUAUAGGAAGGAUGCUGUAGAGGAGUCCAGCCUAGACUACAUGGUGCAUGACACAAAAGACCCAGGGGCCUCAAUUUUUGUUAUUUUAUUUUUAUUUAUGCUUUGAUUAUAUCUGCCCACAAAGAGACAGGCGACAUUAUGACGAUCAUUACUUUCUCAGCUUUAUAAUACCAUGUAUUAUACUGACCUACUUACAGUCACGUACAGUCAUGCAGUUUCAUAAACACCCACUUAACCGUUGAUCGCGAAACAUGUAUCUCUAAAUAUCGACAGCCUCCUUCCUCAUUCUGUUGGGUUUAAAGCCAUCUAUCAAUAGGAAAAAAGCCCUUAAGUACCUUAAGUAUUUAUUUGUAAAUGUUUUAAGUAAAUACUAGCAUCCCUGUGACUUUCUUUCGUUUUUUUAUUUUUUUUUUCAUUUUUAUUUAUGGUAAUAUUUAAAGCUUUGUUUUGUUUUCAAUUCAUUUUAUAUGGCCUCAUCUCGGAUGCGUAGCAGUUUUCAUAGUAAUUUGUGCGUGUGUGUGUGUGUGUGUGUGUGAGUGUGUGUGUUUGUGUGCUCUUGUGUGUGUCUCUUUGUGUGUGUGUG
Molecule: messenger RNA, 3541 nt
Organism: Clupea harengus (Atlantic herring)
Lineage: Eukaryota; Metazoa; Chordata; Actinopteri; Clupeiformes; Clupeidae
Gene: afap1
Product: actin filament associated protein 1
Cellular component (GO): cytosol
Molecular function (GO): SH2 domain binding; SH3 domain binding
Source: RefSeq, a predicted model, not a curated record